Molecule: messenger RNA, 434 nt
Organism: Paramecium sonneborni
Lineage: Eukaryota; Ciliophora; Oligohymenophorea; Peniculida; Parameciidae
Source: the annotation of a GenBank genome assembly
AUGAGGGUUUUCAAUAAAAUUGUAAAAGGCAAGAUGAUGGGUAAAUAAUAAAAACGUAAUAAUUUUUUGAUAUAUCUCUUUAUAGAAAUAAAUUUAUUGAGAUUCUAAGUAGUUCAGAUAUAAUAACUAAUUUGGAAUAAAUCAAUCAUCUAUAAUAGUUAGGGAUUUACAGUAAUGGUUUUAAGAGGGUUGGAAGAUAGGUUCCAAUUUGGAAAGGCUCCGCAUUAUGAGAUUUUGGAGGAUGAUAUAGUAAUUGAAAUAAAUUAGGCUAAAAAUAUACACAGGAUGGAAAAAAGUUGGGAAACAGAAAGAAUUAUUCAAAACUUUUUCAGAGUAAUUUAGGCUUUUAGUGUGGAAAUGCUUAAGAAUAUAAAGUUGGAGAUUACUAUGAUGAUAUAAAAACAGGAGAUAAGUUAAUGUGAUGAUUGAGGAUU